AUGGCUGAAGGAGACAAGCGCCGCACCCCGUCCAGAGAAGUGCCCUCUACAGGGAAAAUGUACAAAACAUUGCUCGAGACACGGAUGGCGAACCUCCGACUGCGUGAAUGUUCUGCCCGCGAGGGAAGAAUGUAUCCAUUUGGGGGUUUGGACGGAGGAACAGAUGCAAGAAGGACUCUGGGGGGACCCAUAAACUCACACCAAGCAGCUGGUGCCAGACCCAAGACCGGUCUCCUCUCUGGACCAUCCAGUUCCACGACUUCAGGAAGAUCAAUGCUUCCGUAUGUCGUUGGAAGUCGAACGGAAAAAGCCAAAAUGGUCCCAACACUGCUUUUUGGCUCACGUGAAACCAGUCACAGAGGUGAUCAGACGUCAUCUUUGGAGAAAAACAGGAAAAGGGGAUCCAUACGCGAAUCUCCAAAAACAACAUACGGAACAGGAGACUUGAGAUAUGACUUUGAGCCGCAGGGAACCGUGAUCAGAGCACAGAUAGAUUUUGAUUUCCUCCCCUGGCCUGAGUGA
Molecule: messenger RNA, 522 nt
Organism: Knipowitschia caucasica
Lineage: Eukaryota; Metazoa; Chordata; Actinopteri; Gobiiformes; Gobiidae
Source: the annotation of a GenBank genome assembly